Oryza brachyantha (malo sina) is the source of this 2040-nucleotide messenger RNA. RefSeq names its product AP2-like ethylene-responsive transcription factor CRL5. Gene Ontology annotation, molecular function: DNA-binding transcription factor activity; DNA binding. Gene Ontology annotation, biological process: regulation of DNA-templated transcription. The transcript is spliced from 9 exons. The record is from RefSeq and is a predicted model, not a curated record. Lineage: Eukaryota; Viridiplantae; Streptophyta; Magnoliopsida; Poales; Poaceae. The coding region runs from base 1 to 2040 and encodes 679 amino acids.
AUGGCUAGCGGCAGCAACAGCAGCGGCAGCAUCGCUGCCACCGCCGGUGGUGGCGGUGGCGGCAGCUGGCUGGGGUUCUCGCUGUCGCCGCACAUGGCGGCGGCGACGCCCUGCGCCGGCGUCGAUGAUGUCGGCCACCACCACGUGCACCAGCAUCAUCAUCAUCAUCAGCAGCAGCAGCAUGGAGGAGGAGGGCUGUUCUACAGUCCUGCUGCGGUGGCCUCCUCGUUCUACUACGGCGGCCUCGGCGCCGGGCACGACGGCGUGGUAACCUCGGCGGCGGCCGCCAGUGGCGGGUACUACGCCGCCGGGUUCUCCUCCAUGCCGCUCAAGCCUGAUGGCUCGCUCUGCGUCAUGGAGGCGCUCCCGGGAAGCGACCAAGAACAGCACGGGGUGGUGGUGUCGGCGUCGCCCAAGCUCGAGGAUUUCCUAGGCGCGGGCCCCGCCAUGGCGCUCAGCCUCGACAACUCCGGCUUCUACUACGGCGGGAACGGUCAUCCCCACGGGCACGGGCACGGGCACGGCCAGGACGGCGGCACCGUCGGUGGCGACCCGCACCACGGCAGCGGCGGCGGAGGCUUCCUCCAGUGCGCGUUGAUCCCCGGCGCCUCCGGCGGCCACGACGCGGCGUACGCCCACGCGGCGCUGGUGCACGAGCAGUCCGCCGCGGCAAUCGCUGCCGGCUGGGGGAUGCACGCCGGCGGCCCCAUUAUGGGCGGAGGCUACGACGCCGACGACGGCGGCGGCGGCGGCAUCAUGCCCGUGCACCCCCUCACCCUGUCCAUGAGCUCGGCCGGGUCCCAGUCCAGCUGCGUGACCGUUCAGGCCGCCGCCGGCGCGCCCCACGGCGGCGAGGCGUACAUGUCUGUGGACGCCGUGAGCAAGAAGCGCGGCACGGACCGCGGCGGGCAGAAGCAGCCGGUGCACCGCAAGUCCAUCGACACGUUCGGGCAGAGGACGUCGCAGUACAGGGGCGUCACCAGCAGGCAUAGGUGGACGGGGAGGUAUGAGGCGCACCUCUGGGACAACAGCUGCAAGAAGGAAGGCCAGACCAGGAAAGGACGCCAAGUGUAUCUUGGUGGAUAUGACAUGGAGGAGAAGGCUGCGAGGGCGUAUGACCUGGCGGCGCUCAAAUACUGGGGGCCUUCCACGCACAUCAACUUCCCGUUGGAGGACUACCAGGAGGAGCUGGAGGAGAUGAAGAACAUGUCGAGGCAGGAGUACGUGGCUCACCUCAGAAGGAAAAGCAGUGGCUUCUCGCGUGGGGCUUCGAUCUACCGUGGAGUCACCAGGCAUCACCAGCACGGGCGGUGGCAGGCGCGAAUCGGCCGCGUCUCAGGCAACAAGGACCUCUACUUGGGAACAUUCAGCACGCAGGAGGAGGCGGCGGAGGCGUACGACGUGGCGGCGAUCAAGUUCCGGGGGCUCAACGCCGUGACGAACUUCGACAUCACGAGGUACGACGUGGACAAGAUCAUGGAGAGCAACACGCUCCUCCCGGGGGAGCUGGCGCGGCGCAAGGGUAAGGAGGAGGGCGGCGGCAGCGGCGCGGCGGCCAGCGCGAUCGCGGAGAGCGCGGCGGUCGCCGACGCCGCGGCCGCCUUGGUGCAGGCCGGGAACGCGGCGGAGUGGAAGAUGGCAGCGGUGCCCGCCGCCGUGAGAACGGACGAGCGGCAGCACGGUGGCAGCCACCACCACCACGACCUCCUGUCGAACGAGGCCUUCUCUGUGCUGCACGACAUCGUGUCCGUGAGCGCGGACAGCGCACGCGGCGCCGGCUCCAACGCCAACACCAGCGCGGCGCACAUGUCGAACGCGUCGUCGACGAGCCUGAACAACUCCGGCGAGCACAGCCCGGACAGGGUGACCAUGGGCAUCGGCGGCGGCGCCCUCGCCAUGCUGUUCGCGAAGCCGGCGGCGCCGAAGCUGAUCAGCCCGCUGCCGCUCAAUUCCUGGGCCUCGCCCACGCCGCCGGCGCCGGCGAGGCCCGGCGUGUCCAUCGCGCACCUGCCAAUGUUCACCGCGUGGACCGACGCAUGA